GAUGCACAAGAUGCUUUUGUAUUGUAUUGCGACAGGGGAUGCAUACCAUUUACGUUUAGUACGCGGUGCUCGCAAUCAAUUAUGGAUGUAUUUAUUCUAUUGAUUUAAAAGAUCUAUUGAUCAAGCUAAAAGUUUAAAAGAAAUUUUCUCAAAUUUUGUGACACAUUCGAGCUAAAGUAAUUGUGACUUUCUUGUAUAAAAGGUAAAUAAUGUACAUCUUGUUGAAGAAUUCAUUUACAGAUUUAUAGCUCUAAAAAUAGUCACUUUUAUAGAUCUGCAAUGGUUCGGAUAAUGUGUUACAAGAUAUAGUCUUUUUAAAGUAGUUGUCUAAACUAUACAAAUGAUUUUUUUACCUCUUUUAAAGCUUCAAUAUGGGUUUUUUACUCUCAAAUCUCACUAUGCAGUAUUUGACCUCCUCCAUGAUGUUGGGGCCAAUUGAUUGUUGCAAAUGCUAUAAUCCCAGUUUGAAAAAGAAACCUAGACAUCACAAAAAUAAAGACAAUACACCGUGGUGGUUACAUGCGUACAUGGUCUUCCAUCUGUCCUCAAUGAUCCCCACCAUGGAUCCGAGGUCCCAUCCUUAGAUCGUGUUUUAUGUCUUAUUUAUUGAAAAUAUCUCAAACCGCUCUUAUUGAGCAGAAUUUAUUUCUUGUUUAUUGAAAAUAUCUCAAACUGUUCUUUGGACUGAGCAGAAUUCAGUUCCAAGACGGUUCGAGGUCCCAUCCUUGUAUCCUGCUCUAUUGUUUAUUUUUGAGAUAAAUAGUGGUCCAAUGAUGGAACCUUUGACCGUUCUACUAAGGCCUUGUUGUGUUCGUAGAACGGUCCAAAAAAGCGGUCGAAAAAAUCUAAUGUGAGACUGCCUUGACACUAUCUUUAUUUAGGUAAUUAUUUCAGAUCCAUAAGUAAUUUACUAUUAUCUUUAUUACAAGGACGUCACAAUUGCUAUUAGCCAUUAGAUGUUAAAUUGGAUGGCUUAUUGUGUGACAAAAAACUUGAAUUACUGUUAUUUUUAUUUAAUUUAUUAUUUUCUUCAUUACAAAGACAUCACAAUUGCUAUUAGUCAUUAGAUGUUAAAUUGGAUGGUUUAGGGUGUGAAAUAAAGUUCAAACUAUUGCUAGUAGUCAUUAGAUAUUAUUUAAUUUAUUAAUAUCUUUAUUACAAAGACGUCACAAUUGUUAUUAGUCAUUAGAUGUUAAAUUAGAUGGAUUAGGGUGUGAAAUAAAGCUCAAAUUAUUGUUAUUAUUAUUUAUUUAUUUAUUUUUACUAAUUGGAUGGCUUAAAAUGUGAAAUAAAGUUCAAAUUAUUGUUGUUAUUUAUUUAUUUAUUUUUGAACUUUGAAUUGAGAUAUGUUCAAUUGGAAGGUUCCUUCAUGUCUAUACUCUGCAUAUAUGCAUGGUGCUGGCCAAACCGCGGCAUGGAAACAGCAAAACCACGCUGUAGAUAUUCUCCCAAGGGGUUUUCCCUCUCUACUCUUUCUCUCUCUACUACCCCUUUCUCUCUCUAGAUGGCUGCUUUGACCCCGUCCACAACUCCUCACAAUUUUGCCUUGCAUUCUCUUCCAAAAAACCAGCCCCCAAAGAAAGAAAACUAGAGAGAGAGAGAGAAAGAGUUAGAGAGAGAAGAAGGAACUCCCCAAAAUCAACACAACAAUGGCUCUCAACCACCCACCUCCCUAACCUUAGCCUUAACCCCAACCUCUGUGUCAUCUCCUAUGGAGCAUAGAUCUGACAACGCCUGCCUAUGGCUUGUCUCCUGCCUCCUCCUCCUCGUCAUCAUGGCCGGCGGGGUGCUCCUCGCCCUCGACAUUGCCAUGCCGGAGUCUGAAUCAACCCAAUGGUUCCGCCCCACGGGCAUGGUCCUCGUUGGGAUUCCAUGGUUUUUCUGGUUCACCACCGCUCUAUACCGCGUCUUUUUGCAUGACAACCCCCGAAAGAGUAGCAGCCCGGCCGCGGGGGCUCGCAGCAGUCUUGACAGCGCCGCUCCGGCUCCGCAGGCAGGACCGGGAGCGCAUGCAGAUGGUCAUGUGGGCAGUGAGGGUAUGGAGGAGGAUAAUGAUUCCCAAAGAGGUCGGAGGGUUCGGUUCGGUCAGGUCAUUGUGAUGGGCCCAAAUGCCAAGGGGAAGGGUGGGUGUGAGGGCGAGGGCGAGGGCGACGGGACUGCGGCGCCGGUGGAGAGGACGGAGGGAUCCGUAUCACAGAAUGCCAUGGCGUCAAGUUCCUCAUCCUCGGAUGGUGUUUCUUGUGUGGCGUCGGCAAGCCUGAGCCGCGAGUGCGAGCUCCCCCUAACCUCAGCCAUGUCAUCUUCAUCGUAAACUUGGCAAGUACAGUGAUGAUGUAUUUUGUGAGCAGUUCGUGGUAGCCGUGGUGGUGAUGACAUUGAUAAUGAUACAGAUGCUCGAGAUGAUAAUGAGAGGAGAUAUUUUUUAUUUUUGAAAGGAAAUCACCUUUACAAAAAUUUUGUUGUGGAAAUGAUCUCUUAAUUUUGGAAGAGGAAUAAAAAAAUGAUCUCUUAAUUGUGGAAGA
Molecule: messenger RNA, 2522 nt
Organism: Amborella trichopoda
Lineage: Eukaryota; Viridiplantae; Streptophyta; Magnoliopsida; Amborellales; Amborellaceae
Source: RefSeq, a predicted model, not a curated record